Saccostrea echinata is the source of this 1297-nucleotide messenger RNA. RefSeq lists its product as uncharacterized. Bases 157 to 606 code for a protein of 149 amino acids. Gene Ontology annotation, cellular component: membrane. NCBI's taxonomy places the organism in Eukaryota, Metazoa, Mollusca, Bivalvia, Ostreida, Ostreidae. The record is from RefSeq and is a predicted model, not a curated record. The transcript is spliced from 3 exons.
GCGCACUUAGCCUCCAGUUCAUUCACUUCCGCUUCAUUUCCGUUUUACCUGUAUGGUUUGAAAAUAAUGUAGAAAAUUAAAAUUUACUAACCAUAUAACAAAGCAAAUGUGAAUAGACCUCAGGACCAACAAAGACCUCAUUAAUUAGCUGUCGUCAUGUCACAGUACUUGGCACAGCCUAGAGGCUAUGCCUCUGAGUCGGAGACAGGGAGCAUGUACGAGCUGCGGCAGUACCCCUCUUACUACUCCUCCCAAGCGUCCAUCACUCCUUAUGGUAGCCAUAAAAGUUUGUUGUCUAUGUACACCCCCUCACAGGCUUCUACAUUCCUCCCUAUUGUCCAGAAAGCCCCCAAUCCGGAGAAGAGGCCAGAUGACCAUUUCGGAAUCGCUAUGCUGUCCGUGUUCAUCAACCCAGUUUUUGGAAUAAUUGCAAUUUUUCUUUCACAAAUGUCCAAAGACUACUUCAACAGAUGUAAAUAUAUAAAGGCAUCAAAGUACGGAUCAUACGCAAAAGGCACAGCCAUGGGCGGAAUCAUUGUCAUGCUUGUCGUUCUCGUCCUGAUUGUAGCACAAGUCCUGCAUUAUCAAAUGAAAUUCUAUUAUUAGAGGCUACUGGAGUUCUUUUAUAUGAGUUCCACUCAUCCUGUAUUUGUUUUCCGGCAGUCUUUAUUUAUUUUCGUUCUGAUGUUAGAUUUAUUAGUCCAGAUGAACAAUAUUUGGAGUGAUUUUAUAAUUAAAGAGACUCAAAUAUGUACACUGUGUGGAACAUAUACCCAUAAAAAAUUUACUUUGUCACAGGUUAAGUACAAUAUACACAUGAGAAAUAUUACACAACAGUCAGCAUUUGUGAUCUGUAAUUAUCAGUUUAAAAAGGUUGUUGAAGAUUUUUCUAAACAAGAGCAUUAUAUAAUGGUUGAAAAACUUUCAUAUAGCUUUUAGUUUAUCAAGUGGUUAAGGGACAAAUAUAUACCAUGCAUUUUAGCUCGGUGUUAUUCAAAUAAGCAAUUUCCUACUGUUCAGGACCUUUUUUUUUUUUUUUUUUUUUUUAACAAGAGAAUGUUUUUUUCUCCUGGUUCAUUUAUGGAUUGAAUUAUUUUUUUUAAAUCAUACAUUUGUUUCAUACCAUUUUUAUUACACUCAUAUAUGUAAAUGUAUGCAUAAAAGUCAUGAUUUUUUACACUGUAUAUAUCAGGUGAUUAUUAUUGUUUAGAUUGUAAUUGCAUUUUGCUUGAAUGUUAUGCUGGCCAAUAUAUUUGUAAGGAAUUGAUCAAAUUUUUAUAUUUUGUCCCAUAGGCUU